Molecule: messenger RNA, 1850 nt
Organism: Zea mays
Lineage: Eukaryota; Viridiplantae; Streptophyta; Magnoliopsida; Poales; Poaceae
Exons: 3
Coding region: 1257-1622 (121 amino acids)
Biological process (GO): photosynthetic electron transport chain; photosynthesis
Cellular component (GO): photosystem II oxygen evolving complex; extrinsic component of membrane; photosystem II
Molecular function (GO): calcium ion binding
Source: RefSeq, a predicted model, not a curated record
CCUCUGCAAGUUGAUGGAUGAGAGGAGAGACACCUGUCCCUCCCCUCUUUCCCUUGUCCGGUCCGGUUCCUCAUGUGCCCCCAUUCCUAACCCAAUCACCCUUCAGUUCAGUCAAGUCUUCAUAGGUGUGAUUUGUGAAAUCCAUCUGAGAAGUCCAUGUCCAUCUGAAAACUCUAUGAGCUGUUCCGGAAGCUGUUUCAGUCAGCUGUUGUCACAAUGUACUAUGUGUGCCCCCACUUCUUUCCAAACUGGAACAGGAGAGCAGCCCAGGAAAAUGGAAUUAAAAUGCAAAGUAGGGCCCCCCCACACGGCCACACCAAUGGGCAUGCAUCGAUCUAGAAUUUUCUUGGAAGGCACUUGGAGGCGGACAGGAGAGGAAAACAAAGCUUGACUGGUUGACUUGAUCAUUUAUAUGCCGUUGAGCCAAAUUUGAGGUCAAAACAGAGGCAUACAUAACUAGGUUUCUCGGGUUCAAGAAGACAAUUUUACACUAAAAAAAGCCGAAAUCUUUGACAACUUUCUCUUGAGAAAACAGGUCCUAUCUGCGACAUGGGAUAUCUAUCUAGUGUCAAGGCAUUGUUUGUUUCUCCAUGUGCGUCGUAGCACAGCUGCAAACAGAACUACCCGUCUGGUUGUUUAGUUAGUUAGCUUCACGCUGGAAUUUAUCCCAGAAGCAUCUAAGUAUGGCGUGACAUUUGCGAGUUUAACUUAAUCAGGACAGCGAGUUUUAAGUAUUAUUCUUUAUUUUGUUGGCAAAAGGAAGCGGUGCAGUUGAAAUCCGCUGGAUAAUGCUUUCGAAGAGGGUUCUCUAUAAUGCGAAGGCUUGGAUGCUGAUAUCUCUGUUGUAGUUUAUGGGUUUGUGAGAUGACUCCUUUCUUCCCUACUAAGUUCAUGGCCUUUCUGAAAGUCUGGAUUCUUAUGGUUGCAAAGUUCUAGUAUGUGGAUUGCCUUCUUUCCACGUCUGAGCAGUUUCCUUCUUCCUUUUUUUUUCGCUAGGCACUGAGCAGUUUCUUAGGGUUUAAGCGAUUGCCUUCUUUCCUGACCUACAAGCCCAGGCAACAACGAAGCCGUUACCCAAACGUCUCCUUCUGUUCAUCCGAGUGCCAAUCUGCUGCCUUCUCAUUGACCACUCGACCCCUUCCCUUCAUACGUGGCUUCUUCUUCUUUUUUGCCUCGAGCUACCACUUGGUGACGAUACCUGUCGCGUCUAAACACGGUCUCGAUCUUCCCGGCCCCACACACAACAAAGCGGGGCGAUGGACCAGCACGACCACGAGAUGGAGCAGAAGGGGUGCCUCUGCCGGAUCAAGAACUGCGCCAUUGAACUCUUGUCGAUGGAGGAGGACCUGGAGACGGACGACGAGGAGUCGUGGGACCUCGUUGGGAGGGACCUCCGGCUCAAGGCCACCUUCCUGUGCAUCGACCUCAGCCGCUUGAUCGCCUUCUGCCAGGGCGAAGAGCACAAGAAGGCGCUCACUGUCGUCGCCAACAAGUUCUUCUACUCCAUGGAUGAGCUUGGCGACGCAGUGGAGAGCAGAAGCCUCCCGCUGACGCAGGUGCGCUACGGCGACACCGCCGACGCGCUCCGCGAGGUGGUCGCCGUCCUCGGGCCGUCCCUGUAGCUGGGCGGCCUGCACGAAGCGGAGGAAUAGAGAAAUCCAGAUGAGAUCACAGAUGCGUCCCCCACCCCAGCACAUCUUAUUAUAGGAUAGGAUUAGGAUAUAGACAGACAAGACAGUACGGUGAGGCGGGAAGGAUGAUGAGCCAGCGCGGCAGAAAUGCUGUGUGCGAUCAUCUUCACCUGUGUGGCUGUGUAUACAUGUCUCAAAUUUCUGUUGCCGUCUUGCUCG